Molecule: messenger RNA, 1542 nt
Organism: Cokeromyces recurvatus
Lineage: Eukaryota; Fungi; Mucoromycota; Mucoromycetes; Mucorales; Mucoraceae
Product: P-loop containing nucleoside triphosphate hydrolase protein
Exons: 3
Coding region: 1-1542 (513 amino acids)
Biological process (GO): transmembrane transport
Cellular component (GO): membrane
Molecular function (GO): ATP binding; ATP hydrolysis activity; ABC-type oligopeptide transporter activity
Source: RefSeq, a predicted model, not a curated record
AUGGCAUUCUUUGAUAAAAACAGAACUGGGGAAUUGAUUUCAAGAUUAUCAACAGAUACAGCAAUUGUCGGUAGAAGCUUGACAAAUAAUGUGAGUGAUGGAUUAAGAGCUUUAGCUACGGCCUCUGUAGGGUCUACAAUGAUGUUAGUCAUUAGUCCUAAACUGACUGGUAUUAUGAUGGUGAUUGUUCCUCCUAUUGCUUUAUUUGGUAUCGUCUACGGUCGUUAUGUAAAAACUUUAUCCAGAAAGACACAAAGCGCAAUAAGUGAAGUUACAAAGGUUGCAGAGGAGCGUAUUGGUAAUAUACGUACUGUACAAGCAUUUGCAAAAGAAGAAGAGGAACAAAAACGAUAUAGUAUUCGUGUACAGGAUGUCUUUAGAUUGGCUAGAAAAGAAGCCCUCGCUAGUGGUCUCUUCUUUGGUGGUUCAGGUUUAGCAGGCAAUUUAGCCGUUUUAGCCGUUCUUUGGUAUGGUGGCAAAAUGGUGAUGGAAGAUGUCAUUUCUAUUGGCCAAUUGACUUCCUUUAUGCUCUAUACUGCCUACGUAGGUACAUCCCUAGGCGGUUUGACAUCUUUCUAUUCUGAGAUUAUGAAGGGCGUAGGCGCAUCUGAUCGUAUCUUUGCUUUAUUGGAACGUCAAAGUCCAAUCCUCUUGGACAGUGGUAAAAUACUAAGUGAAGUGAAAGGAAAGAUCAAAUUUGAGAAUAUCAACUUUAGUUAUCCGACUCGUCCUCAUUCACACAUCUUUAAAAACCUCAAUUUGACAGUUGAGCCAGGUACAGUUAUUGCUGUUGUUGGAUCUUCUGGAUCUGGCAAAUCUACGAUUGGUUCCCUUUUGCUUCGUUAUUAUGAUCCUAUUGCUGGUAAUAUCUUCAUUGACGACACAAAUAUGAAGGAUAUUAAUUUACAUUGGUGGCGCGAGCAAGUAGGUAUUGUCUCUCAAGAACCUACUUUAUUUGCUGGUACAAUUGCUGAAAAUAUCGCCUACGGACGUGAGAAUGCAACGAUGGAAGAAAUUGAAGAUGCUGCUAUCAAAGCCAAUUGUGCUUCCUUUAUUAAUACAUUCGCUGAUAAAUAUGAUACACUCGUUGGUGAACGUGGUGUCAGUUUAAGUGGUGGUCAAAAGCAAAGGAUUGCAAUUGCUCGUGCAUUAUUAAAAGAUCCCAAGAUUCUAAUCUUGGAUGAAGCUACAAGUGCACUUGAUUCAGCUUCUGAAGUCUUGGUCCAAGAUGCUUUAAAUCGCUUGAUGCAAGGUCGUACUGUUUUGACUAUUGCUCACCGUCUUUCUACUAUCCGUUCUGCUGAUUUGGUUGCAUGUUUAAGUGAUGGAAUUGUCGCCGAGUUAGGAACAUAUGAUGAAUUAUUAAGUAGAGAAAAUGGUGUAUUCCGUAAGUUGGUUGAAUUGCAGUCAUUUGUUGUAUUUUCUACUAAUUGUUCUGAUUUUUUUUGCCGUAAAGUGGUCAAUGUCUUUGUGUCAUUAAGUAACAAGUUUUGUUUUAAUUCUCCAAUUAAUGAUAAUAAAGAUUCACAAGAUCGAACCUAA